AUGAAGAAAAUAUAAAAUCUAAUUGCAAAUGGAAAACAAUUCCUUUUCGAUAGUUAUUCUCUUCAUAAAUCUAAAUAAGUAAAUGUCAUAUUCUAAUAAAGGCACUUAAAGCAUAUGAGAAAGAAUAAUACAAGAAAAUUAUAUCCUAUUGUUAAUAUUGGAAUUCUUAUAAAUAUAUUCAAAUAAAUUAACACAAAUUUCUCUUUUUCCUUAUAUCUGAAUAGAAAAAUGAAUUGAUUAAAUAAAUCUUGGAAAAUAAUCCAAUAAAGGAAUAAAUUCUAAAAGAUGAUGAAAAUCCAAAUAAUUUUUUCCCAUUAACAUUUUCAGUAUUAAAUGAUGUUCGAGAGACUAGUAAUAUGCUAAUAGAAAAUGGAGCAAAUAUACAUGAAGUACAUAAGGAUGGAAAUAACAUUGCUCAUGUUUGUGCAUUUUUUAAUAAAAUAUAAGCCUUAAAUUAUUGUAUAGAAAAAGGUGUAAAUUAUGAAUAAUAAAAUGAAAGAGGAGAUACUCCUUUGCAUUUAGCAUCAAUGUAAGGACAUUGCGAAAUAAUAGAGUAAUUAUUGAAUUUGAAAUGCAAUUUAAAUAUUGAAAAUACAGAACAUCAUCAGCCUAUUCAUGAAUCUGUUUUAUUUGGUUAAUUUGAUGCAUUUAAAAUUCUAUUUAAAUACUAUUAAGGAAUUUAGAAAAAUUCAUAAUCACCCCAUAUUGUUCAUUAUGCUUCUAUGCUCGAAAAUACAUUUAUAUUAAGUGAAAUAAUCAAAAGUAAUAAAGCUUUAGUGAAUCUUCGAGAUUCUGUAAGUAAUGCAGUACCACUUCAUUUUAGUGUUAAUUCGAAUUCAUUAGAAUGUACUAGUUUGCUGUUGGUAAUUAUUAAAUAUAAAUUUUAAAGGAAAGUGGAGCAUUGCCUAAUUCUAAGGAUAAGUUUGGAAACACUCCAUUACAUUUGGCUGUAGAAAAGAAAAAUAUUGAAAUUUGCAAAUUAUUAUGUUUAAAUGGGGCUGAUAUUGAUAUUCAAAAUGAAGAUAAAUUGACUGCAAAAGAUUUAGCUGAAGUUGAUUUAGAUAGAUAAAUUCUAGCUUUAUUUAAAUCAUAAUCGAGAUAUUCAAAAAUUUUCAGAUAAUGA
This is a messenger RNA of Paramecium sonneborni, 1123 nucleotides long. NCBI's taxonomy places the organism in Eukaryota, Ciliophora, Oligohymenophorea, Peniculida, Parameciidae. The record is from the annotation of a GenBank genome assembly.